AUGCGACAGACCUCGGAACCUUACGAGAGGCACGACGGAUCGGACGGAAAUGGAGAAUUAGAAGACCUCUCCCUCCCCAUCCAAACUGGAGUUCGACAGCGAGGUACCCGUCAGACCUCAUCUCGGCGCGUCGGGGCUCGCGCUCUGCCUCAACAGCAGCACAUCAUAGGAGGGGAUGUGGUGCGGAGUAUGAAGAGGGGUCUGGCGUCUAGGCAGAAGGAGACAAGGACCCGAGUAUUGUUGUACAUCGCCAUCGGGAUGUUCGCCAUUCUUUCCACCUACUGGCUGGUCCGUAUCUAUAAGCGGAUCAACGUCGUCCCGGAGGCCAUUCUGCGAUAG
Molecule: messenger RNA, 339 nt
Organism: Dioszegia hungarica
Lineage: Eukaryota; Fungi; Basidiomycota; Tremellomycetes; Tremellales; Bulleribasidiaceae
Exons: 2
Coding region: 1-339 (112 amino acids)
Source: RefSeq, a predicted model, not a curated record